Messenger RNA from Symbiodinium sp. CCMP2592, 1734 nucleotides. NCBI's taxonomy places the organism in Eukaryota, Dinophyceae, Suessiales, Symbiodiniaceae. The record is from the annotation of a GenBank genome assembly.
AUGGCCGGCCCACAGCAGGACGUGUUGGCUGACUUUGGAUGCUGUUGUCGUUGCGUGGACGACGAUGUUGGCUAUCAAGUUUCGAAGCUGCCGGAGGCAAGCUGGGCGAUACACGAGGCAGGAGAGGAAGAUGAGGAGGAAAUAAGCUUUAGCCCUCUCGUCAGACCACGUCCUGUGCGAGGUCACACGGUGGAAGAAUGGUCAAGCCUUGGAAGAUUGAGGCCUCGAGACCUUGACUUUUCUGAGCUAACUCGCAGUGGACCCGGCAUCAGGAUCGGCAAGAUGGAACAGCGCGGAAUCACUUUUGACCAGCUCAAGAAGAUUCUAGUUUUUGUCAAGAAGCGCUGUGAUGGAAACGGUGUAAUCAGAGGGUGGUACGACAGCAGGACUGGCGAGCAGCUCGAAUACAGGAAGCUGACUUUGGCCCAACUCCACCACUGGUUGAUUGAGCCAGUAACCACAAGGCUGCAGUGCAGCUAUGUGGAAGCUGUGGCGAAGGAGGAGUACGCGCAGCUACCUGCGUGGUUUGUUGGGCACACUUGGCAUGAGCCCUUCGUGGAUUUCGUGCGUCGGACAAUGAAGCACGGAACGCUGGGAGCGGGGGACGCUUUCUGGUCCUUCGCCUUCUCGGCACGGUGGCAUGAAUGCCGCGAGAUGCUCGUCGGUGGAUGCUCAAGUGUAGAGUGUCUUCGCACGCUCAAAUCACUGAGAGCCCGGCGCCUGGACACGACAGCCCUGGCACGCAACUGCUUCACGAAGAACAUUCAAUCUUGCAACAAGAACUGUGUUGACGAGCGCGUUCAGGAGCCUCCCAGAAUACGUGCUGCAUUUCUCGGGAUCUUCCUAGCCAGGAAGGGCAGAUCGAAGGGCUUCUUCAGGCAUGUGUACAAGGCAGUGAAAGGCGAGAGCGACAUGGUCCCUUCUGGACAAGACCUCAAAAACAUCAGCCUAAGCUUUGACUCGGGCGACAUUCUCGGAGAUGGAAGUGUCAUGAAGAGCAUUGUUAAAGAGGGCGUGGACCCGCCAGUAUUCCCGGUCUUUGGAGACGAUUGCGUGACGCACUUCGUGGGCACUCUGCCAGAUGGAACAAUAUUCAACGACACAACAAAACGUGAUCAGCCUUUCAAGUUUCGGCUUGGGGCAGAACAUGUGUUGGAAGGCUUCGACGAAGGCGUCGCGACGAUGCGAAAGGGUGAGCGUGCCAUCUUUCAGCUGUCGCCAGAAGUGGCGUACGGCUCCUUUGGUGCACGGGAUGAACGGGGAUGGCAGGUGCCGCCAGAUACUCCAGUCACUUUCGAUAUCCUUCUUCUGGAUGUGGUCAAAGCUGCAGAAAACUCAGCGACUGCACAGGAUCCCGUUCCAGGAUAUGGACGGGAAGACGUAGGUUCUGGUGGGGCGAGUCCAGAUGGAAAGUACUCGUGGAAGCGCAAUGGAGCUGAGGUGCUCGUGAUGGCUCCAGUGGCGGAUGAUAUUGAGACCAAGGAUGUCAGCCAUGUUUUUCAAGAAGCUUAUAUUUGCAUAGCAGUGCGCGGAGCAACCCUGUUGGCUGGACGGCCUGGUUGCGAUGUGGAAGCGGAGGAAUGUUACUGGGAAUUUGCCUGGGAAUCUGGACAGCGGUGUUUGUGUAUCCAUCUUCAAAAGAAAGGCUCACUUUCGGCGAGAUGGAUUCUUGGCAAUGAGCCCGCAAAGUGUCGUAGCUUUGGCAUGCCGCCACUACUCAAGUGUUGUGUGUAG